[Torrubiella] hemipterigena is the source of this 1191-nucleotide messenger RNA. The record is from the annotation of a GenBank genome assembly. NCBI's taxonomy places the organism in Eukaryota, Fungi, Ascomycota, Sordariomycetes, Hypocreales, Clavicipitaceae.
GAUGCAUGAACGUCACUAAAAGAGAAUGGGCCAUCUACAGCUACCCCUCUUUGAACCCUUUCGAUUUCAAAUCAGACCGGUAUUACCAAGAGAUUCGAGAUCAUUACAACUACACCAAGUCACCAGACAUACAUAAAACAGUAAUAUUAAGCAAAUUCGCUCUACCAUCCACACAGAACUACAGCAAUUAUGGCGACUCCAACACUACUAUGGAUUGGCCUGGGCAACAUGGGCCGCGGCAUGUGCAAGAACAUUGUCGAAAAAGGAAACCUGACAUCACCACUCUUAAUCUACAACAGAUCGUCGCAACGAGCCAUCGACCUUAGUGCCGCUCUUCCCGCUGGCAAAACCGAAGUCGUACAGUCCUUGCCCGAUGCGAUAGCAAAAGCGGACGUCAUCUUCACCUGCAUUGCAAAUGAUGAGGCUGUAAACGAAGUAAUUGUCACUGCCCUCCAGGGAGACAUCAAAGGCAAGCUCUUCGUCGAGUGCUCUACCAUACACCCCGACACUACCGAAGCUAUUGCAGCCAAGGUUACAGCACAGGGAGCGGAAUUCGCAGCUGUCCCAGUCUUCGGAGCACCGGCUGCAGCGGAUACUGGCCAUCUCAUUGCCGUAAUGGCGGGGCCAAAAGCCAGCGUUGACCGAGCUCGACCUUGGUUCAAGGGUGUGACAUCGAGGGCCGAGAUCGACCUCUCGGACAAGCCAUACGGCAAGGCAACAACGCUAAAGGUCAUUGGCAACACAUUUGUCUUCAACAUGGUUGAGCAGCUCGCGGAGGCUCACGUUUUGGCGGAAAAGGCUGGAUUGGGCACACAGCCCAUCCACCAGCUUGUUGAAUCGCUGUUCCCAGGCCCGUACACAGCAUACAGCACGAGGAUGAUCACAGGCGACUACCACAAGCGCUCGGAGCCCCUGUUUGCAGUUGAUUUAGCCCGAAAGGAUAUUAGACAUGCGAAAGCUCUCGCUGAAGCUUCUGGCGCCCAGAUGACCACCCUCGAUGCUCCUGACGCCAACCUCGCUGCGCUGAAAGAGCACAGUGGACCAACUGGUGACAUUGCUGGCAUUUAUGGCGCCGCGCGUCUGAAGGCGGGCUUGAAGUUUGAGGUUGCAGCAUAGACAAUUAAUUUAAAAUACAUAAUCCUUUCAGACUAGUAAGAAUAAUAAAUAAUAAUAAACAUAUCAAUAAAUUAU